AUGCAGUCCGCAGAGAAAAAACGAAUUGAGUUGGGUAUAUUCAAAACAAGAAAACCGAUUAAAGAAGAUGAAGAUCCGGAAAAAAUCGCUAAUGAUCCAACAAACAACGUUGUCAACAACGAUAUAACGCCGGGAAACAAAACAAACUCAUCAAAAUCGGAAACCAGAAAGCAAAGUCUAUUUAUGAGGAAGAAGAAAUCGAACGAAUGUUUCGCCGAGACACGUGUCGACAAAAAGAUGAUUUCAAAGGAGUCUGCACAGAAGACCAUACUACUCAAAACUGUUCAACCUCAUAUUGUGUUGGAAAAAGUCUCACUAUCGUUACAAGCUCCAGAAAAAGUGCAGACUUGCAGACCUCCCUCGGACCUAUCGGAUACCUCGACAGCCAAUUCAUCGUUUACUUGUGCUCAACUUGUUGAGAAGAAACUCCAAGAAAUUACUCACGAAGCUGAAAAUCUUGCCGCUGCGGCCAUCAAGAACUCAAGCGCUGACGAACAAGCAGCACAGACAAUUACACCGGAAGUUUCUUCAUCAACAGCAGGAUCAGACGGCUAUCGAACACCUGAACAACAAUUGAGAAUUGAGAUCGCAUCACCAGUGGUUAAAGCAAGCAAAUCGUUCUCGUCACCAAAAUCACAUCAUCCGGGAAAUUCUGAAUCCCAACGUUAUAUUUCACAAGUGCAAAGGGUCUCCGAUUUGAAAACUAUUGCCGAGGCCACACACAGAUUAUUUGACGAAACUAAAGAGAUGUCCAGAACGGUGUCAAUUAAUCCAGAAAAAAAUCGAGAAAGCCUAGCCGAUCGUCUUAGUAAAGGAAUACAUGAACUCACUCAAGGAUCUACAGAUCGGCUUCAACGUUGGAAAACAAAGCUGCAAGCUGGAGGACAUGGUCGACGACAAAAAGAUCAAAGUGAACCGCCACCAAUGAGAAGGCCACCAAUGCUUGUCGAUACGGAUACGUUGACGGAAUGGAGUGACAGAUAUCCACGUCCACUUCAUCCUUCACGAUCUGCUUCGAAUGCUUUGCAGAUUAAUCAGUUCACCGUUGGCCACAGUUUCGGAAAAGAAGUUAUGGAUCAUCGCACAUUGAAAACACGAGAAAAUAGCACAAGUCAAAAGGAUUUGUCAUUCCAUUAUCAACAUAUGAGCAGUCUGCAGAGUAUUAUGAAUACAUUGGAUGGAUACACCAAAGGAAAUUUCGACAAUCCACCACCACGAAUUAUGCCAUUCUCCGGUGUAAAACCAUCGCCAUCCGUAGGUCGCCAAAUCGUAUUCAUUCAUCGAUGCCAUCAACAAACUCCAACAAUCCAUCCGGAUAACCAGGACAUCACAUUUUUGGUCAAGUAUCGCAAGACUGACGGUAUUAUAAGACCGGUGGCGUUUCGACCAGUUCCAUCAAAUCAAAACGACGACCUAUCCACUCAUCAUACGAAUAUUACUCGUGUAGAACGACAAGUAAUUCGUGGGGACUCUUCGAAAUCGGCUUCAAAUGUGAACCAAAUGAUUAGCGCACAAUUGCAAAGGAGCAGAGCAAUGUUUCAACCGAGUACGAGCUUUACUUCGCAAAAACCCCAGGAAAACGAAUACGAUACGGUACCUGAUUACAUUGAAAAAGAAAAGUUUAGCGACUUUGGUUCUGACUACGGCUCCUAUCAUCAUAUCCAUCCACCAGGAAAAAUGACAUCAUCCUCAGUUUCUAAUGGUACACAUAGUUCUGGAAGUCAAUUUUCUAGCCCUCCUAGUACUAACAAGAAGGCGUACCCACCGUCAGGUCGUGUUUCUGCUCUCCAUGUUACUCCCUCACCUAGUGACUCGGGUAUUGUUGACUAUGAGACCUUAAUUCGUGAUAAAGAAAAUGAACUCAGAGUCGUCCGCAACACAAUGGAACAAAAUGAGGAAAUUAUUGUAAAAGUAUAUCAAGAAAAAGAAAGAGCAUGGAAAGAGGAGCUGGAACAUUUACGUUCUCGUCUAAGCGCUUCGGAAAAAGGUGAAAAUGCGUUACGAGCACAAUUGGCUGGAUGCCAAAAACAAACGGACAACAUGAGCAGGACAAUCGACGGUCUUCGUGACGAAAAAACAGGAUUGCUCAGAAAGUGUUUUCAAUUGGAACGUGAAUUAGCGCAAAUCAAAAUGGAAUUGGAUAAACCAAAGGAAUGUGAAGAAUGUAGGCAGCGUAAUGGAUGUGCUCCAGUACUUAGGCGAGCACAGGAAUGUGAUAAUUCCCUGCGUUCCGAAGUUGCUAGCCUACGUGAUGAAGUGGCAACACUUAAAGAAGCGCUCACCGCUCAAAUGCAGGUGUUUUCGGAUGAACGAAAAAAAUGGGAACGUGAGAAUCGAUCCGAUUCCAGCCAGGUGUCGAUUGGGAGGGAUAGACUCAUCUGA
Molecule: messenger RNA, 2382 nt
Organism: Necator americanus (New World hookworm)
Lineage: Eukaryota; Metazoa; Nematoda; Chromadorea; Rhabditida; Ancylostomatidae
Exons: 22
Coding region: 1-2382 (793 amino acids)
Source: RefSeq, a predicted model, not a curated record